UUCACCGGAAGUAACACACAGGACCAUCAACACAGGAGUAAACAGUUGCGCUUUUUUCAGUUUAUGUAAGAAAAUCUCAAUAACAAUGAAAUGAGACAGUAUUGGCAAGCCUUCGGUCAGAUGUCAUGGCCAGUCUGUGAUGUUUACGAGUGGAAUACGCACGCGUAAAGUCUGUUACUUUGCAGGCAGGCAUCCAUGUCCCACCAUGGAGAGGAGAAAAUAACCCCAAAAAGAAGUAAAAGACGACGUUGCAUUGCUGAGGAAUCUUCAGUCUCGACCUCCGACUGUAGGUCGGCACAUCCGGAGAAGAACCGGAGAGUGUCAGAGGGGUGAAAGAUUGGAUCGCAGAAUGGCGUUUCUCGACAACCCCAGCAUUAUCCUGGCCCACAUCCGGCAGUCCCACGUGACCAGCGAUGACACUGGGAUGUGUGAAAUGGUCCUGAUCGAUCACGACGUGGAUCUAGAGAAAUGCCAUUCGUCUGCAGCGUCCUUUGGUGGAGGGUCAUCGGGGGGUUCAGUUGGAGAUGGCAGCAUCGGAGACGGCCAGACCUAUGACCUCUCUCAGUCUGUUGACAUCACUUCCAGUUGGGACUUUGGCAUUCGACGGCGCUCUAACACAGCUCAACGUCUGGAGCGCUUGAGGAAAGAACGGCAGAAUCAAAUCAAGUGUAAAAACAUCCAGUGGAAGGAGAGAAGCUCGUCUCAGUCAGCAGAGGAUUUGAGCUCGCUGUUUGAGAAAAAGGACUUUAAGGAACGGCAACGGAACAAGGGCAGUAAAUCCAUGCUCUCGCUGCGACUCGAACAGUGUCCCCAACAGCUCAACAACCCCUUUAAUGAAUACUCCAAAUUCGAUGGCAAGGGCCACGUUGGUACAACGGCAACCAAAAAAAUUGACGUCUACCUCUCAAUGCAGUCCACCCAAGAAAAGCUUCACCCCAUGACGGUGGUCACCAUGGCCAACGCUCGCGUCCACGAUCUCAUUGGGCUCAUCUGCUGGCAGUACACCGGCGAGGGUCGGGAACCCAAGCUUACAGAAAACGUCAACACCUACUGCCUGCACAUCGCUGAGGAUGAUGGAGAGGUGGACACAGACUUCCCUCCGCUGGAUUCCAAUGAACCCAUCCACAAGUUUGGCUUUAGCACCCUGGCACUGGUUGAGAAGUACUCGUCCCCUGGAUUGGGACCCAAGCAGUCGCUCUUUGUUCGAAUAAACGCUGCCCAUGGCUUCUCUCUGAUCCCGGUGGACAGUCUUAAAGUGACCAUGAAGGAAGUUCUUCAAAAGGCUCUUAAGAAGAGAAAGGGCUCCCAGAAAGGUUCAGGUCCCAUGUACCGUCUGGAGAAGCAGACAGAACCGAACGUGGCGGUGGAUCUGGACAGCACGCUGGAGAAUCAAAACACACUCGAGUUCUGCUUGGUCCGGGAAAACAGUUCUCGAGGUGAGGAGAGCUCAGAAGAGGAUCCACCCAUAGACAUCACUACAGUACAGGACAUGUUGAGCAGUCACCACUACAAGUCCUUCAAGAUCAGCAUGAUCCACAAACUGCGCUUCACCACUGACGUUCAGCUAGGAAUAUCCGGAGAGAAGGUGGAAAUCGACCCCGUCACCAAUCAGAAGACCAGCACAAAGUUCUGGAUCAGACAGAAGCCCAUCUCCAUCGACUCAGACCUGCUGUGUGCCUGCGACCUGGUGGAGGAGAAGAGUCCAAGUCAUGCAGUAUUCAAGCUCACAUAUCUAAGCAACCACGACUACAAGGCGCUGUACUUUGAGUCUGAUGCUGCUACAGUCAAUGAGAUUGUGCUUAAGGUGAACUACAUCCUGGAGUCUCGUGCCAGCACUUCACGGGCGGAUUAUUUUGCGCAGAAGCAGCGCAAACUCAACCGCCGCACUAGCUUCAGUUUCCAGAAAGACAAGAAGUCGGGCCAGUAGCCUAACCGACCCGCUGUCUGAACCAAUCAGAGAGUGUGAUGUGCCUACCAGAAGAAAGGGCAAAAAGAUGGAAAACCAGGGAUGAAAAUGAAGCACAGAUGAAUGGAGAGAGGAAGCUAAAACAGAGGUAGGAAGGAAGAGAAAGACAUGUUGAUGAAAGAAUAUGAGACAGAAUUAAGAGAGAAACUAUCGGACAUCGUUGACUUGUCCGGCUGGAGUUUUUAGCCUCCGAUUUUUCCUAAUCAUAUCAGAGCACUAACGCUCGAGAAUGUACUAGCGAAACCAACCAACAAUCCAACUGACUGAACCAUUAUUGUUAACAUUCGAUGCCACAGCCAUUGAGUCGGAUUCUGGAGCCCAGAACUGCUAACUUUACAAGCUGCUGUCAGUUUUAAAGACUUCUUUCCACUGCCUACAAAAACCAACUCGCAGGAGGAUAUCACAAGCCUACAGAGCAAAUAAACUCUAUUAGCUACUCCCAUAUAUACCUGCCGUUUCAAGGUUGUUAACUUAAAACGCUUUGUACGCUGUAAACGCAUUGCUUUACUUUUUUUUUUUUUUAAGUAAAAA
Messenger RNA from Triplophysa rosa, 2497 nucleotides. It is a transcript of the gene mapkap1, whose product is annotated as MAPK associated protein 1. NCBI's taxonomy places the organism in Eukaryota, Metazoa, Chordata, Actinopteri, Cypriniformes, Nemacheilidae. The transcript has 12 exons. The record is from RefSeq and is a predicted model, not a curated record. Gene Ontology annotation, molecular function: phosphatidylinositol-4,5-bisphosphate binding. Gene Ontology annotation, biological process: TORC2 signaling. Bases 350 to 1927 code for a protein of 525 amino acids. Gene Ontology annotation, cellular component: plasma membrane; TORC2 complex; cytoplasm.